AUGGAGACUUCCAUCUCGCUGGUGUUCUGGACAAUCGAUGCCUAUGCCACCGUCGUACCUAAGGUCAUGUUGGCUUCCAUCGCUGUCGCCGCCAUGGUCCUCGUCCAAAGCUUCGUCAUUCAGCUCAUCAACAUCACAUACUCCGCAAAACAAUUCACCACGCGAGAGUCCAAGCGCCAAAUCGCCAUGCUAUACACUCUCUAA
Messenger RNA from Colletotrichum chrysophilum, 204 nucleotides. RefSeq lists its product as uncharacterized. Bases 1 to 204 code for a protein of 67 amino acids. The transcript has 2 exons. The record is from RefSeq and is a predicted model, not a curated record. NCBI's taxonomy places the organism in Eukaryota, Fungi, Ascomycota, Sordariomycetes, Glomerellales, Glomerellaceae.